GGUGGCAACGCCCUCGCGCGCAUCAUCAGCGUACACUCCACUGCCGGCCGGAUGCUCGUCCCGGCGCAGCAGCUCCCCCCGGAGAUCAUCGCAGGACUGGAGCGCUUCAACAUUAUCGAUGAUGCUGAGGGAGUUGUCGAAGGCAUCCAGGUUCGAGCACACGCGUUGGAGCAUGCGCAUGCCGGAGCAGGGGCAGGGGUGUGCGCGUACGCGCACUGCUUGGAGCACAUCGGCGAGGAGGCCGUGUGGUGCUCUCUGUCUUGCAAGGCUCGCGCAUUGAACUGGUGGGUCGGGUUCAGAAUUUUUGAUUGCGCUCAAAGAAAAGACAAGAGGAAAGGAGGUCAGGAAGUCACAGGCUGAGUCAAAGUCAAUGAUGCUGACGGAUGGAAUCGUCCAAUCCAGUGUUGAAAUUCUUUUUUGUAUUUAGGAAUUAGUAACUUCGUGUAAGGGGAAUUUUACCAUCAGCACCUUACGGAAGUUAUAGUUUGCAAAAGGUUAUAUUUGGGGUUCUUUUUUGGUAAUUUCUGCGUCGUCUGGAAUCUCGAUCCCCUGCCGAUGGGUUCAAAUUCGCCGGCGUCGGUUUAGUGUGCAGGCCAGCGGAUCCACAAGCCACGAUAGGGUGGAUCCGGCUGCGGCGGUGGCGGCGGAUCAAUGUCCGGGCCACCGGAUGGGGUCGUGGUCGGCGGCGGCGGCGGCGUUUAGGGUAGCAACCCUGCCGAUGCUCGUGGCCGGAUUUGGUUCCUGCGGGAGGGCGGGGCAUCGCGUUCCUGCUGUGACUCCGCCCCUCCCAUGGGGUUCUCAGGUAAGAACGCGUUCUUCAUCCACUAAUUGCCUUCCGCAGCCUCUGGGUGCUGCACCGCCGUUUAGAUCCGCCGCCUCCCCAUGUUUCGAAGGUCGAAUUUACAGGGCAAGACGUCUCACUGCUGUUGUUGUUGUUGACAGAAUUAGGGAUUUCAUGUUUCUGUAUUAUACAGGAUGAUGAUAGAUGAUGAUGAGGUUGUCAUGUUUCACGUUGACGUCUGCUUCAAAUUCGGGACUGGUAGAUGCUAGUUUGGUUGAGUCUCUACAUCUCAAGUGUCUCGGUAUCUGCACUGUCGGCACAGAUGCAACUGACUGCCGAUCUGCCGCCACUGAUUUGAGACAGCAAGAUUUCUGUCAUGUGCUUACUGCUCUUGUGUAGAGAUUUCAUGUUUCUCUCCUAUAUAGGAUGACAAUAAAGUUGUGAUGAUGUUCCUUAUCACUGUGUGAUUCAUGUUCAGGACUAGAUGCUAGAUUGAUUUAGGUCUCUACGCUUUGGAUGUCUAAUCUGCACUGUGGCGUACAAGUGCCAUUGCUAUGUUGUUUUAGAGGAAAUGGUACACACGCAACGGAUUGCCAUUACCAAUUUCCGUUUUGCAAUAUAAAUAACAUUUCAGUCAUGUGAUGCGUAUUUGCACAAUCUUAAUGUCAGCCUAAACGAUCUCAAGGCCACAUUUUAGAUGCAAAGUAUGAUAUGCAAUUUAUUUUGUGUGAACGCUGUCUUUUCUGAAUCCGAGAUUUUUGAUCCUUGAUAAUGGCCAUCAACCACUGGCCACCUCAGAAUUCUCUUUAGUCACAAACUCUGCUUGCAGUUGCCUGAAUUCUCCCAUAUCCCUGAACAACUUUGCAUGAUGUAUUGACGGCGUGCACAGGUGCUACAUUAGACACACUGGGAUCUGCAAUACUGGGAGCAAUAGGCCCAGUGCCUAAGAAUAGGGCGUCGAGAUGCCAGGUUUGCAAAAGUGAGUCUUUCCCCCCUCUCAUACUGGGAGCAAUAGGCCCAGUGCAGAAAGUCAAACUUCAUAUGAUAGGAUACAUAGGAAUUUCUACCCAGUAGCAAAGACUACAGUGCAGCAAGUCCAUCUUCAUCUGGUAGGGUACCUAAGAAUUUCUGCCCAGGAAGCAAAGAUUACUAGUGCAGGAAGAAUUACAAGAAAGAAGGUUCUACUACUGAUUAAACUUUAGCUUUAUUUCUCCUCGAGUUAAUCACAUUGUAUUGUUCUAUGUUCUUGCUGCAGGGACCAUGGUUUGCACAAGUUGGUUUUCAUGAGUGGUAUUGUACCAGAGGGCACAGAUGUCGGCUAUUAUGCUUUGCCAUGUAGUUACAUGGCGAUUUAUGGUGUCAGAAGGCCUGUCUAUACUUUCCAUAUAUCCCUUUGAGUGAACCCCUUUCACUAAGCUAUAGUUUCUGGAUUCUCACUACUGCUUGUCUUUGAUUAUUUAUUUCAGAAUGCGUUAUCUUGUCUUCUGUACCAAAAGGAACUUAGUGUUGCCAGUAUUGUUGAAGUAGGCAACAGAGAGAAGGUUGUUUGGCAUACAACAACAAUGCAAUAGCUGCUGGAAGAAUUGAUGGAGUUGAUUUGAUGUACCAAAUGUUUAGACGGUCGAUACGUAUUGCUACAGCUCCCCAGGGUGCAUUUGGUGGAUGUGCAUUGUGCAAGCUCCAUGAAUUUGGCAAAAAGGAAUUUAGUCAACAAACUGUGCUGCUUUAUGACCAAGUAAGUUCAUCAAUCACAUAGACUCUAGUUUAUCAUUUUUGUAGUGCUGAUAUUCACAUGCUUUCAUGAUAUGCCUGUAUUGAGUUGUCAUGCUGUUUUUUAGCUGCUGCAAUCUUAUUUUGUGAUAAACUGUCACAUGUAUGUUGCUAUUUGUUCAGUGUGGGAGGGAAUAUCACGUUGAAUGCCUGAAAGAACACAACAUGGCUGAUUUAACAGUGAUCUUCCUAGCCCGAGAUAAUUUAACAGUGAUCUUCCUAGCCCGAGAUAUGCUGAAAACUUUAAUCAUAAAUGAAGAAGUAUAUUAAUGGUUGACUGGUGCAUGCAUUGCCUGAGGGGGCAUGGUAUUAUUCCACCGAAUGUGUGAAGAUUUGCGAGGCACUGAAAGCCCUAGUCAGUUGUGGAGCAGAACCUGUUCCUACCGUGGAUGUUGUUGAUCUCAUAAAGAAUAAGCGUGCGGAGAAAGGUUUGAAAUGAUGAUGGUGACCUUGAAGUUAGAUGGAGAGUUUUGAGGGACAAAAGUUCAGAAGGUAGUAAGUUGGUGCUCUCCAAGGUAGGUGCUAUUUUCCAUAUUCAUCCAAGUUAUGAGUGGUAUUGGCUCUGAAGGUUGGCAUUUAUGCAGGAAUCAUUUGAUCUAUUAUCCAAGCUACGACCGGGCGAGUCCUUAUUCCAGCCAUGGUCUAUGGGACAAGCGUAAGGAAUCAAGAUUAAUAAGGGCUGUACUGAAGAAUAUGAUCAUCUCAGGGCUCCAGAAUUUCGACCGGAGUAAUAUUGCAUCUGUUGUCACGGCUGCAGAUAAGGGGUACUUCGAUGGGCUGUUUGCGUGCAUCGAGCGGCUGUUGUCGUCGCUGAAGGUGAAGCACUUUGUGCUGCCGGAGACGGACGAGGCGGCAUUGAUCUGUAUGCAGUGGUUCGGGUUCCGCAAGCUGCUGGAGCACCUCAAGGGCGGGUGCACGACGGUGUUGCAUGGAACGUCAACCCAGCACAAGCUGGUCCCGGUGGUAGAGGCUGGGGCGCGGGGUCUGAGGAGGAGGAAGCGCCGGCGCCAGCACCCUCGGACUGAGGAGCUAGUGUUUUCCUUUUGGAGAGGAUGGAUUGAUGGUGUAAUGUAGAGACAGGGGUGUGUUCUGUCUCUGGGGGUUGUGUGUUUGUUAGGCAGGCAUAUGAAGAAGCAGGAGAGAUUCAUGUGAGGCCGGAAUGAGAUGGUGAUUCAGAACGCCGCUUCUGCUGGUGAUGUAUGUGUAUCAUCUUUCUUUCGUUCAGAGUUCUCUGGGGG
This is a messenger RNA of Hordeum vulgare subsp. vulgare (domesticated barley), 3789 nucleotides long. RefSeq lists its product as uncharacterized. The record is from RefSeq and is a predicted model, not a curated record. Lineage: Eukaryota; Viridiplantae; Streptophyta; Magnoliopsida; Poales; Poaceae. The coding region runs from base 3098 to 3625 and encodes 175 amino acids. The transcript has 9 exons.